This is a messenger RNA of Meloidogyne enterolobii, 899 nucleotides long. The record is from the annotation of a GenBank genome assembly. NCBI's taxonomy places the organism in Eukaryota, Metazoa, Nematoda, Chromadorea, Rhabditida, Meloidogynidae.
UUAUUUCCUUAAAAUGGCACUAACUCCGAAUCAAAUUCACAAGCCUUUACACCAUAAAUUCAAAUUCACCAAAAAUACAACAACAAAAAAUAAUAAUAACUUAGUCAAUGAGGUUGGUGUCUCUGCUCAAACAAUAUGGAAAGGGUUAAAGCUUUUCAAGCAAGGCAGUUCAACAAAUAUUUUUAUUAAUGAUAUUUUUGUUGAACAUGUUGAAGUUAAAAAAUAUAUUAUAGCUUCACUUAAUCUUAGACACCCCUCCCUCCCCCUAUGAAUAAUAAAUUAAUUACUUUAUCGAAAUUCUGAUCAUCUUCUGUUAAAUUUUCCAGCCAUUUUGGCAUUUUUUCAAAAAUUUCUCCUCCAAAUAUUUCUUCAUAAAUUAAUGGCCAUAUUUUUUCUUUUAAUUGUUUAAAUGCAAUAAAACGUUUAUAUAUUUCAUUAAUAAUAAUGCCUAUAUCAAUUAAAUAACGUUUUUCUAUUGAAGAGGUUUCGAUAAAUUCUAAAUAUAAUUUAUUAAUUAUUUGUUCAUUUGUAAAUUCAGAAAUUUUUAAUUUUAAUUCAUUUAAAGAUGUUGAAGAAAAUAAAGAAGAAAUAUUUUUUUGUUUUUCAUUAUUUCCUCCAAUUAAUUUAUUUGUUAAUUUCUUUUUUGGCUUUUUAGGAGGGGGAGGAGGCUUUUCUUUUAUUUUUUGUUUUUCCUCAACAAUUUCUGAUUUUAUUUGAAUUGUUUGUUCAACUGCUUUCUGAUUUUCUUCUUUUUCUGAAUUGCUUGUAUUUGCAAUAUUUUUAUUUUUUGAAGAUUUUGAUUUUUGUUUCUUUUUUGUAUUUUCUGAUGUUUUUUCUUUGUUUUUCUCUUUAAUUUUCUUCCCUUUCCCUUUACUUUCCUCAUUUAAUAAUUCUUCUUC